AUGUCAAGAGCAAUUGUUAUAGGUAAUCUAUCUAUCUAUCUAUCUAUCUAUCAUCUAUUCGAAUCAAUUCAUUCAUACUUAUUUACAUUUAUUGUAGGAGGAACAGGAGCAACUGGUAAAGAAUUGAUUAAAGAAUUAAUCAAAUCAUCAAAGAUAUCACAUAUUACAUCAUUGGUUAGAAGAAAAGAUGAAUCUGUUGAAAGUGAUAAACUCGAUCAGGUGGUCAUUGAUUUUGAAAGAAUGAGUGAUCAUCAAGAUUCAUUCAAAGGUAAUAAUGUUGCUUUUUGUUGUCUUGGUACAACUAGAAAACAAGCUGGUUCUGCUGAAAACUUUGAACAUAUAGAAUUAGGAUAUUCAUCAGAAUUUAGUAAAUUGGCAAAACAAGAAAAUGUAGAUUCAAUGCAUUUACUUACAUCUGGUGGUGCCAAUGCAAAUAGUUGGUUUUUGUAUAUGAGAGUAAAAGGACAAAUUGAAGAAGCAAUGAAAAAGGAUCAAUUCAAUCACCUAUCUGUCUAUCGUCCAGGAAUGUUGGAUCGUGGUCAAUCUGAUCGUAUGGUUGAAAAGAUUUUAGUUCAUAUUUUACCAACGAUUCAUGUCAAUGUAGUUGCAAAAGGAAUGUUGAAAAAUUAUUUAAAUCAAUUAGAUAAUCCUCCAACACCAAUCCCUUCAUUUAAUAUUAUUGGUCAUCGUGAUUUAUUUAAUCUUGCCAAACAACUUUAA
Cavenderia fasciculata is the source of this 720-nucleotide messenger RNA. Its product is annotated as putative transcription coactivator. The transcript is spliced from 2 exons. Gene Ontology annotation, cellular component: cytoplasm. NCBI's taxonomy places the organism in Eukaryota, Evosea, Eumycetozoa, Acytosteliales, Cavenderiaceae. Gene Ontology annotation, biological process: import into nucleus. The record is from RefSeq and is a predicted model, not a curated record. The coding region runs from base 1 to 720 and encodes 239 amino acids.